AUGGCAAGUAACAUAUCUCUUAUCAUUUUAGGUGCCCCCACGCCUGGUGGUCCAUUGCUGGCUUCUCUUGGCAUCCCCAGCCGACCUAUUCAAACUCACUUGGACAUCAAGCACCUUUUGACCUUCAGGAUAAAUGGCAUGUCUCCUCUAAGCCUCUUCCCCAACUUCAAUGCGAUGGACCCAGUGCAGAAAGCUGUCAUUAAUCAUACAUUUGGCGGGCCAUCUCCUCCGAAAAGGAAACCAUUUAUAUCCUGCAAUGUCUGUCACCUCAGGUUCAACUCCCUGAACCAAGCAGAAGCACAUUACAAGGGCCACAAACACGCACGUAAGCUCCGAGCCUUGGAGAGCGCAAGGCACAAACAGAAGGCACGGGGUCGGAGCCGGGAUAGAUCAGCACAGCCACCACUGGACAUUAAGAAGCAGACAGUGAACCACCCAGCAGAUUCACAGAUUAAAAUUUCAGUGCUCAGUGACCUUGAUGAGGGACACAGCCCCCUCCCAACCCCUGAGCCUGCAUGCGCUGACCACGAGGAGGAGUGUGCAUCGCCAGAGGUUGAGGAAAGCGCCCCUGAGCCCUUGGAUACAGGAGAACUAGCGCCUGUUACGGCCUACAGUCCUGGGAAGGGAUCAGAAGACAGCUGUGUUUCAACUCAGGACAGUGAGAAGGAACGGAAGAACAGAGAGCAUCUAUAUUGCACAACCUGCAAAGUCACUGUGAAUUCCACAUCACAGCUUGAAGCUCAUAAUGCAGGUGCCAAACACAAAUCUAUCCUAGAGGGGCAAAGCACCCAUCCAAGGAGGGGCAGAGGUAAAGCACUGAGCAGAUCAACACGGAAACCAAAACGAAUUGGCAACAAGGCCAGUGUAGGCAUCCGGAACAAAGCCUACCACUGCCCCCUGUGUGAGAUACAUGUAAACUCAGAGACACAGCUAAAGCAGCACAUGAGUAGCAGAAGGCACAAAGACAGACUGGCGGGGACUCCAAAACCCAAAUACAGCCCAUUUAGCAAGCUACAGAAGAAUGCGGCAUUAGCAACCAGGUUGGCUCUGCACAAGCACUUGACAAAGACUCUGGCUGCUCACUUUCUCCCUAGUCCCUUCAGCCAAGCAGCUGUUUGUAGCCUUCCUAGUCCGCUUUCUUUGCGCCCUGCCACUGCAGCUGCUCUCUUCCAAACACCAAUCUUUGGACCAGCUCUAUUUCGGAGCCCACCUACCGCUCUGCGACCAGCAUCAGCACCCAUAAUGUUUGCUCCGUACUAACCUAGAGUCCUGUCAAGGAUUAUACAGAACAUUGGAGACAAGAGCCCGCAUCAGUAGCAAAGCCUCCUCUUGUUAUUAAAAUUAGUUAUCAUUGAUGUUUUGCUCACAAC
Bombina bombina (fire-bellied toad) is the source of this 1370-nucleotide messenger RNA. It is a transcript of the gene ZNF385C, whose product is annotated as zinc finger protein 385C. The record is from RefSeq and is a predicted model, not a curated record. NCBI's taxonomy places the organism in Eukaryota, Metazoa, Chordata, Amphibia, Anura, Bombinatoridae. Gene Ontology annotation, molecular function: nucleic acid binding; zinc ion binding. Gene Ontology annotation, cellular component: nucleus.